This is a messenger RNA of Haliotis rubra (blacklip abalone), 2839 nucleotides long. Its product is annotated as fibroblast growth factor receptor 1-like. Gene Ontology annotation, cellular component: signaling receptor complex. The transcript is spliced from 14 exons. The record is from RefSeq and is a predicted model, not a curated record. Lineage: Eukaryota; Metazoa; Mollusca; Gastropoda; Lepetellida; Haliotidae. Bases 55 to 2346 code for a protein of 763 amino acids. Gene Ontology annotation, molecular function: ATP binding; transmembrane receptor protein tyrosine kinase activity. Gene Ontology annotation, biological process: multicellular organism development; positive regulation of kinase activity; protein phosphorylation.
GGAAUAGCAGAUGACACUGGCGAUGUAAUGGCAGGUGGAUAUUAGAGCGGAGCAAUGGAGCUUAUUUUACUGUUUCUCACGAGCUUGGUUUUCACGCUAGGUCAAGUUCAAGGUCAAAAUGUGACCCUCCAUGGCCCAGCAGAUACAGCCCAGACGGUCAGUAAGUCGGUGGUCAUGUACUGCAACGUGGUGAAGGAGCCAGGCGAUGGUGGCUCCAGCAAUCUCCAGUACGACAAACCGUACAUCGUCAACUGGACGUUCACCCCUCUGGGUAGUACCAAGUCUAGCGUCAUCGUGAAGUGGACACACCACUACAACAAGACCUACACCAACCUCACGUCUCACCCGGAGAAGUACCACAACACGAUGCCGGUCCAUCUUCAGAUCUCGGACCUGACCUUGGAUGAUGCCGGGACUUACGGAUGCUGGUCCAACGUGACAAGUCCUGCCAUAAAAACUGCUCAGUUAUAUCUAAUUGCCAUGCCAUCAUGUCGAAACGAAAACCCGGAGACCCAGUACAAGAACAAUAUUACCCUAGACUGCUCUGUCACCUUUGCUGGCACCAAGGCUCCUCGCCUCUAUUGGAACCAUGGCGACAGAAAUCUGAAUUCCACAACGACUCUGCAGAACGCCAGCAGCUUGCGAGCCAGUCUCCGGAUGGUGGCCAACAGCGACAUGAAUGGCCACAUCUACAACUGCCUCAUCACCUACCCCCAGAACUUGUUGAAUGUUGUGUGUCAAGCUCUGCCGGCCAUGAAGAUAUAUGUGCCGGUGAAGGUGACCCAGGUGUGGUCGCUGCCCCACGUGUCAACCAGCGUGUACAAGCUCGGAUCAUCCAUCGAACUGCACUGUGUGGCCAAAGGCUACCCGUCCCCCUUUUAUGCCUGGUCCUUCGCCCCCCUUGACAACAUCACUGGAUUUGUCCGCCUCUCCAGCAACUCCUUCUACAACAUCAACAACUUCAAGCCACGUGACCAGGGCACCUACAGAUGUGCAGCGGUCAAUGAUAUAGAUGGCGUUUCUUAUAACGACAGCAAGGAUAUCAAUAUUACUAUAGACGAAAGUGCUGCCCUAGCCCAAGGGGGUGAAAACGCUGCGUACACCAUCGCCAAACAUGAAGAGCGGGAGAUAUCAAAGAUUAUAGAUCACAGGUCACCUUUACAAAUCUCUCCAUACGCUAUCGGCGCCCUCAUCAGCGCUGGCCUUGCCAUCCUCCUCAUCGUUGUCUUCGUCGCCCUUGCCAUGAGGAUGAAGAAGCGUGAGCGGAAGAUGCGGGAGAAAAUAUCACGCGCACACGACGAGAUGUUGGAUGACCAGGAGGUUGAGCUGCUUGAUGAGAGUCUUCAGCACCAGCCCGAGUACAUGCCAUCGGAGUACUCCAAACUGCGGAUGUCAUGGGAGAUUCCACGUCGAGACAUCCGGCUGGUGGAGCAGAUCGGGAAGGGGUCGUACGUUGAGGUGUGGAAGGGGAGGAUGAGGAAACAGCCUGGCACCAACGACAUCAUGAGAGUUGCCAUUAAGAAACUCAUCUCUGAGUCGACAGAAAAUGAGCGUCGGUUGUUUGUGUCUGAGUUGGAGGUGAUGAAGAUGCUACCCGCCCAAAUCAACAUCAUCCGCCUCAUCGGCAGCUACACCACCAAUGAGCCAUGGCUGGUAAUGUUGGAGUACACAUCGGAGGGGAGCCUACUGGCCUUCCUCCAGAAACAUCGCCCCGGGCAACAGGAGGUGGUCAUCAACCACAGCAACGAGAACCAGGCAGUCCGGCUCCAGAACCAGACACUUGACCCUCACAAACUCCUGGCCCUUGCUGCCCAGAUAGCCAGCGGCCUGGACCACCUGCAGAGGUUCAAGCUGAUCUACUACCGCCUGAAGACGGCCCGUGUGUUGGUCGGGAAGGGAGGCAUCUGUAAACUGUCCGGCUUCGGAUUUCCGCAAGAGGUGGCAGAAAGGAAUAUAUAUGAACUGUCAUCAUCCCCUGUGAGAUGGCUAGCUCCCGAGUGUCUGUCGGAGAAAGUGUUCAAUGUCAAAACUGAUGUGUGGGCGUAUGGAGUCGUUUUGUGGGAAAUUCUACAUUUUGGGAUGACCCCGUACCCAGCAAUGGGGCCCCAGGAAGUGCUGGAAAGGGUGCAGUCCGGCUACAGAAUGCCCCAGCCCCAACACUGCAGCCCACACCUGUUCAACAUGAUGUCAGCUUGUUGGCAUGGCAACCCCGAAGACCGUCCGACCUACAGUCAAAUAAUUGAAGCUCUCACCGAGUUAGCUCAAGACCACUACACACACAUCAUGUUCGACCGACUACCAGAUUAUCUUAAAACUCCAGAUGGUUACGACGACACUGUGUCCUGAAUGACCUUGACCUAGAAAAUAGAGGUCAUUUGUCAGACAACCUCACAAAUGUUUGACAAGUUUAAUGUCAUAAUCAUACAUGUAUGUAUUCUCAAGACAUUUCUUUACGGAAUGACCUUGACCUUGCUAUAAUAAUGACCUUGACAGUAACUUGGAGUCAUGGGUCAUGGACAAUGCCACCAAUAAGCUUAGGAAUCACCAGUGUUCAAAGUGCAGUCGCAUCUCUGAUAUAAAUUAUUCCCUGUUACGGAAUGAAGAAAUAUUUUUUAGUAUCGCAGAUGGAUUGUUCUUUGUAAGUGACCUUCACUACUCAUGUCUGACACUUUGACCUUGACCUUUAGAGGUAGUGUCUCUCAGAUAUCUCCUGAAAUCAUCCUUCAUAACAGAUUGUAUUGAUAGAUCUUGUCACAUUUAAUGUUAUCUCAUGGAGACAAGGAAAGGAAUACCAUUUGCCUGUUAGUUUCAUGUAUUGAGAUGGCAGCUACCAGCAAAA